Myotis lucifugus (little brown bat) is the source of this 737-nucleotide messenger RNA. Its product is annotated as CEP295 N-terminal-like protein. The record is from RefSeq and is a predicted model, not a curated record. Bases 12 to 689 code for a protein of 225 amino acids. NCBI's taxonomy places the organism in Eukaryota, Metazoa, Chordata, Mammalia, Chiroptera, Vespertilionidae. The transcript has a single exon.
GCGACCUGCUCAUGGACCUGGCCCCGGGUCCAGCCCAGGAGGACGCCUGCCCCGCGGCGCCCAGCGCCAACGUGAAGGAGAUCCUGUGCCAGCUCAAGGACCGGCAGUACCGGAAGCUGGUCGAGCCCCUGCUGUCGGACGAGGGGUACCUGGCACCGCACCCCGAGGAGGAGAGCCCGCUCUGGUGCGGCCUCAGACCCAGGCACGAGCCGCCCCGACCCGACAUGCUCCUGUCGCAGCUUCGCCCGCCGGCACAGGUGGGCAGAGCCCGCUCGGAGCCGGCCUGGCCCAAGCAGAGCCGGGAGCAGAGAUGGCGACCGAAGCUGGUGGAGGUGCACGAACUCCCGCAGCUGAGCUGGGAAGCCCUGGGCCGGCCCCCGAUGGAGCCAGGAGAGAUGACGGAGACGGAGACGGAGCCGGAGACAGGGCCACAGAUGAGCGCUCGCCCGGCUCGCGUCACGGCUCGCGUCACGGGGCCGCCCUCUCCGGACCUGGAGGAGGCCCGGGGGUGUGAGCGCAGCACCGCCGCCCCGCCGGCCGCCAGCAGCGAGGAGGAGGACGACAAUGACAGCACGCCUAGUCAGAUGAUCCGUGACCUUGAAGAGCAAAUUUUGGAGCAAAACAAGUCGCACAAGCAGUUCCUCGAGCAAGCCAGGAGGCGCCUGCAGGAGUUUCAGAGCAUGUGUUAGCGCCGCCCGGUCAAUACAGCACCGACCUCCGGGUGUGACGCCCAGACA